Messenger RNA from Gekko japonicus, 975 nucleotides. Its product is annotated as olfactory receptor 52R1-like. Gene Ontology annotation, biological process: G protein-coupled receptor signaling pathway. NCBI's taxonomy places the organism in Eukaryota, Metazoa, Chordata, Lepidosauria, Squamata, Gekkonidae. Bases 1 to 975 code for a protein of 324 amino acids. The transcript has a single exon. The record is from RefSeq and is a predicted model, not a curated record. Gene Ontology annotation, molecular function: G protein-coupled receptor activity; olfactory receptor activity. Gene Ontology annotation, cellular component: membrane.
AUGUCUACUCCGAAUGCCAGCUGGCCCCCUUCGCACCCGGCCUUCUUCCUCCUGGUGGGGAUCCCUGGGCUAGAGCGGGAGCAGGGCUGGAUCGCCAUCCCCUUGUGUCUCAUGUACAUCACUGCAGCCCUGGGAAACGGCACCGUCCUCUACCUCAUCAAGACGGAGGCCAGCCUCCACCAGCCCAUGUACCUCUUCCUGGCCAUGCUGGCCACCACCGACCUGGUCCUCUCCACCUCCACCGUGCCCAAAAUGCUGUCUGUUUUCUGGCUGGGCUCCCGAGCCAUCAGCUUCCACGCCUGCCUGGCCCAGAUGUUCUUCAUCCACGCCUUCUCCUCCGUCGAGUCUGGCGUGCUGAUGGCCAUGGCCCUGGACCGCUACGUCGCCAUCUGCUUCCCGCUCCGGCACUCGGCCAUCCUCUCCUUGUCGGUGGUAGGGAAGCUGGGGGGCCUCAUCCUGCUGCGCGGGGUGGUCCUCAUCAGCCCCUUCUCCUUCCUGGCCAGCAGGCUGCCUUACUGCCACCGCCGUUACAUCGCCCACUCAUACUGUGAGCACAUGGCAGUGGUGAAGUUGGUGUGCGGGAAUGCCCGAGUCAACACCGUGUACGGCCUCUUUGUGGCUUUCGUCGUGGUGGGGUUUGACGUCGCCAUCAUUGCUGCAUCCUACGCCUUGAUCCUCAGGGCCGUGCUGAAGCUCCCGUCCAACGAGGCCCGUCUGAAGGCCUUCGGCACCUGUGCCUCCCACAUCUGUGUCAUCCUCUCCUUCUACAUUCCUGCCCUCUUCACUUUCCUCACACACCGGUUUGGCCACAAUUUCCCCCACCAUGUUCACAUCAUGGUGGCCAUACUCUACCUUCUGGUACCGCCCACUUUGAACCCCAUUGUGUACGGGGUGAAAACCAAGACCAUUCGGGACAGAGUUCUCGCCAUGUUCCUUAUUCUGGGAAGAGAGAGGCGGCAUUUACGCCAUAACUGA